AUGACUUCCGUCUUUGCUGUCCCGUUUCUCGCGUUGUUUGUGCUCCCGUCCAUCGCGUCCUACAGCACUACCCUCAAUGUGAUCUUCUUCUACAUGACCUGGACGACCCUUAUUCUGUCGCACUCCCCCUUCAAGGUCGAGCUGAUCGGCACUAUAGCCGUGCGACUGGUGUUUUAUGUCCUCCCGUCCCUGCUGUUCUUCCUCUUCGACAUCUUCACGCCUUCAGCAGCCGUGGUGCUUAAGGCGCAGGGCGAGUUCGGCCUCCCGGCAGGAAGUAAGCGGAGCAAGAUCCGACUCCAGGACUUCAAAGUUGCAGGAUGGUCGCUGUUCAAUCUCGCAUUGGGCAUUGCAGUGCAAGCCACCAUUGAGACCAUCCGGAUAGCCUACUUCAGGACGCGGAGUGCACUGAGAGUCACAUUCAGGGUGCCCAUGCCUUGGGACACCGUGAUUGACCUGAUCAUUGUCUUUGCCGCGAGGGAGGCCCUCUCAUACACUAUCCACCGGCACGUGCUCCACUCCAAGAAAGACUUCCUCCGACGUCACGUCGCCCAGUACCACGAAUCCUGGUACCACUCCCUCCGCGCCCCGUACCCCCUUACAGCCCACUACGACCACCCUAUAUCCUACCUGAUCGGCAACGUCUUUCCCACGCUGAUCCCCGCUGCGGUCUUCCGCCUCCACAUGGUCACCUACGCCAUCUACCUGCUGCUUGUUUCCCUGGAAGAGACUUUCGCGUUCUCCGGCUACUCCGUGAUGCCGACGGAUUUCUUCCUCGGGAGGAUUGCGCGCCGUACCGAGAUGCAUCUGCAUAGACGCGGCGAAGGGAAUUUCGGUCCCUGGGGUGUCAUGGAUUGGAUGUUUCGGACUGGGGUGGGAGAGGAUGAGGAAGAGGCCAUUGACCAGGAGGUGAUUGCCCUUGAUGAAGGUCCGGGUGGUGCUACUGGUAGUUGGCCCAGUAGUAGUCCUAGUACGACGGCGGCGGCGGCGGCUCGGGUGCCGUUGCCUGAAUCGGAGAGGGAGAGCGAACGGUUCGAGGAGAAGGUUGAACACGCCAUUGAGAAGCAUGCCAGGAAGAGGCAGAGACAGCAUCGGUUGAGGAGGACGGUGCAGUCGGAUUGAUCUUGAUUGAUUGGUAUGCGUAUGAGAUCAUGGUGGAUGAUGGGAUGAUGGAUGAUGGAUGAUGGAUGCGAUGCUAUGCUGUAAUGUUAUGUUAUGUCAUGUCAUGUCAGGUUAUGAUGUUACGCGCUGGUUAUGUUUUAUGAUGCAUGUUGGGUGGUUCUGGGGUUGGGGGAUCUGGAGAU
This is a messenger RNA of Aspergillus heteromorphus CBS 117.55, 1301 nucleotides long. RefSeq names its product sterol desaturase family protein. The transcript is spliced from 2 exons. NCBI's taxonomy places the organism in Eukaryota, Fungi, Ascomycota, Eurotiomycetes, Eurotiales, Aspergillaceae. The record is from RefSeq and is a predicted model, not a curated record. Gene Ontology annotation, molecular function: iron ion binding; C-4 methylsterol oxidase activity. Gene Ontology annotation, biological process: ergosterol biosynthetic process. The coding region runs from base 1 to 1119 and encodes 372 amino acids.